AAAAAUGUGAGGAGUAUAUAUAGAGGUAACCCGACACAUUCUCGUCAAACUGUCUCCAAAUCGUGAAACAUGAAAUUCGCUCUGUGUUUUGUAGCUGUUCUCGGAGCAGCUGUGGCCUUCCCUCAAGUUCCUCCACAGGAAAACAUCGACAUCGACUGGAGCAAAAUCGUAUCCAAAGACAUUUACAUCGAUGACAAUGGAGAAGUGAAACAUGAAAGCAGAGUUAUUGGAGGCACCGAAGCUGCCAGAAAUUCCAUCCCAUGGCAGGCAGGUCUCAUCAUUGACGGAAGCAGUUUCUGUGGUGGCUCACUGAUCUCCAGGAACUACGUCCUCACCGCAGCUCACUGCACAUCUGGGGCGAGGUCUAUCUUGGUAAUCUUGGGUGCCCACAACAUCCAACAAACCGAGUCCACCCAACAGCGCAUUAACAGUGGCAAAAUCAUCACUCACUCAGGCUACUCCGCCUCCACCAUCUCCAACGAUAUUGCCCUCAUCAAGUUGUCGACUCCAGCCACACUUAACUCCGCCGUUCAGACCGUUCCUCUUGCCAAGAGCGGCAGCGGUACCUGGGCCAACCAAGCUUCCGUCUUGUCUGGAUGGGGCAGAACCAGCGACUCAUCAUCCUCCAUCUCGUCGGUCCUCAUGAGGGUUGGCCUCACCACGAUCACCAACAGCGUGUGUCAAUCCACCUUCGGAUCGAGCGUCAGAAGCACCAACAUCUGCACAUCCGGAUCCGGACCAAAGGGUGGUUGCAACGGAGACUCUGGCGGUCCUUUGACCGUUAGCGGUACCCAAGUCGGUAUCGUGUCGUUUGGAUCCAGCACUUGUGCUUCAGGAAGGCCGACCGUGUUCACCAGAGUGUCCGAAUACCAAAGCUGGAUCGCCGCCAACUCUGAUGUCUCCUUCUAAACUGAUUGUUUAAUUAUUGUCGAGUUUAGAUUAUUUUAAUAAAACAAUGAAAAAUU
Messenger RNA from Aethina tumida (small hive beetle), 965 nucleotides. Its product is annotated as brachyurin-like. Bases 70 to 909 code for a protein of 279 amino acids. Gene Ontology annotation, molecular function: serine-type endopeptidase activity. The transcript is spliced from 4 exons. NCBI's taxonomy places the organism in Eukaryota, Metazoa, Arthropoda, Insecta, Coleoptera, Nitidulidae. The record is from RefSeq and is a predicted model, not a curated record. Gene Ontology annotation, biological process: proteolysis.